UAUGCUUUGCGAACGUGUCUCGUAGGUACACACCACGUCAUCACACGAUCCCAAAUGUACUCCUAUGUGGCCUCAGGACUUUGCGUCAGUUUGGUUUCGACGGUAACACGAGCGUGUAUUGAUCCUUCGAUGUCUCGUCGAAGGCCAUCAUUGGCCGCUGGGGCGGUGGCUGGGCGCCGGGCGGGCCCAUAAUUUCGCCGCCCCCAACUGGAUACAGAAGGUACCACUUUGAUUGCUGUUGGAGGACGGUGAAGCAACGAAGCCUAUGACAUUGCGGAAUUGCAUGAAAGCUUUAUGUUCCAAUGUCAUUUACGUUCCAGACCAGCUAUGGGCAAGCGGCUGCGAGGGGUCUGCUCCUGAUCGCCUGAUCCUUAUAAUAUAUGUGAUAUGUUUAUAUCUACUCAAGUCGAUGAAAUGGAGUCAUUCGUUUGAUUUCCAUAGUUCUGGAGUUAAGGUGAAAAACUGCCAACUCGCAGCGGGUGACUGCAAUAUGGCCAAUGUGACAGAGGACGACGGUAACAGCUGUGGCCAGUCUUGAAUACAUCAUGCAAAAACCACUAACCGCUGUUCUUGUCCCACCUCCGCUCCCCCCGGGGCAGCCACGGAGACGCCGGAACUUGCUGGAAUCACCUUCUAUAGUGAUUCAAGGC
Molecule: messenger RNA, 650 nt
Organism: Tilletiaria anomala UBC 951
Lineage: Eukaryota; Fungi; Basidiomycota; Exobasidiomycetes; Georgefischeriales; Tilletiariaceae
Exons: 1
Coding region: 284-538 (84 amino acids)
Source: RefSeq, a predicted model, not a curated record